ACACUGGCCAGAACAGGGUACAUUUUUUAGCUUCUCUGCCUUAGGGAGAACCUGUCUUUAUUGAUUAAAAGCGAGAUGAUAUAUCCAGUCCUUGGGGUCGUGUUUCUAUCCCACCUAGACUAGGGGAGUUUUGAGCACCAUUUCUCUGGAGCCGGCCUCUCCUGCCUGCGUUGAGUAGCGAGGCUGCAGGGCCAGCUGUGGGAGCCUGCAGGAAGGGGUUUGAGUGCCUGGUACGUACGAGUUCUGGGACAGAGGCGUGCCCACUGGGGGCCGCUGCCUGGAACCACAGCCUUCCUGGUGAGACGAGAGGUUCUUUAGAGAGCCGAGAUCAUGCCCUCCUGGGCAGGCAGUUUCACCAACAUGUGCUUUGGGAGGAGGGGAUUCUGCCAGUCAUGGGCGUGGUGCUGACACCCGCAUGGUGGCCCCUCCAGUCCCUGAUAAGCUGACCCACCUCUAUGGUCAUGAGCUGGACAUGAGGACCUGUGGGAGUUCCACAGGCCUUUGCUGCAGAGAGGGUCCUCACUCGGCUGCAGACAGGACAGUGGCUACCUUGGCAUGUGGGGUCAUGUCAGUGGAUUGGCCGCCGGGUGUCUCCUGGAGAGCAGCCGCUGGCCUUUAGCUUAGAUGUUCAUGUGAAAACCAGCUCCGGAGUUUGCGGUGAAAACUCCCAGCCCUGUUGGAGACUCCUUAGUUCAGCUUGGCACAGAACCUUGGAAAACAGCAGUUCUGUUCCGGGUUCUUCCUUCAGAACUGAGUUCCAGUGCAGGGAAGGGAGCGGAGGGGUGGUGAGGUCAGCUGCAGCCUCCUGUGCCUCCCACUCGAGUUGAGGGCCAGCUCUCUCCUGGGCUUCUCCCUGUCGCCUUCCCUGGUGCUGUGCUGGCCUGGCAGAGGCUGGCCCUGGCUCAUUCCCUGGACUUUCUUGGGCCCCCGUGCUUUUGACCCCUGUUCACUGAAUGCCAUUAGGGUCCAGCCAUCGCUGGCUUCGCUCUCCUUUAGCACCUUGUAGAUGUCCACACAUGCUUCCACCCUCGCACCCGGCACGCAGCGCAGCACUACCCCAGCCAGCGGCUGUGCUUUGCUGCAGGUCCCUUGCUGUAGCAGGGAUGGGAGCCCCAACCCCUGCCCCGUCUGGCCACCGACUUCAGCAGAGGCUCGGCUGCUGUGAAGGAUACCAGUCAUGGGAAAACUGGCCUCCCUGCAGAUUCACAGAGCAAGGUGGUUCUCACAGAGAAGUCAGUGGCUUUUUUCUACCUUAACACUGUAGCAAACGCCACCUUAUCUUUCACCACCAAUUGAUAUUUCUUAACACCCAUGGAGCAAAGUGCUGGUGAUGUUUGAACUGUAGUCUGGGGCUCUCGCUCCCAUGGGACUCCUUGGGGAAUUUCCUAGCAGGAUCGUGUGUGCGCCCUUGCAGGGGGUUGUGUCUGCUGGGCACAUCCCAUUGUGUGGCAAGAAUGGCUGAGGUCACAGGCUCUGCCUGACGAGUGCCACUCACAACUGCUGUCCACGCAGGGCCACGCUUGGGAUUGGCCGCCUUCUUGUCAGUGCUACUUUGACUAAUUGCCUGAGGCACGGCCGGAGUGACUUGCUAUUUUUAGAAGCUAAUUCAGGCUUCAGAUGCCAUCUAGGUAAUGAGGAGAGAGUUCAGGAAAGCUGUAUCUAAGCUCCAGCAAAGGCAGACUCUUCCGUCCCAGCUGUCACUGCAUUUACACUCAGAGGAGCACAUGGUUGGGGGCAUGGCUCAGCUGUCAGGGCUCCACUGUUCCACACACCCACAGCUGCAGCCUGGCGGGACCAGAACUCAGACACGUUUGGGCACAAAUCAGCCUCUUGGGAGAGCUGCUUUGCCUGCAGAAUUCUUUUGCCAUUAAGCAGCUGUCAUUCUUUGAAUGAGUGACAGUAAUUCCCCACCUCAGGGUGGGCUGUGGGGGAGAUUCAGUUGGAAAAAUAACCCAUGAGGCUUUGUGCCUCUGGGGGUCCUGAUGCCCCACCCACAUUUUCCUUCCCAUGCCCGGGAUACUCUAAGACAAAGGGCAAAUCUGAAAGCCUUACUGCAUCUUAAGUCUUAGAUCACAAUGAGAGAGAGACCCAGUACAGGUGGAAGAGUGAAACCCUCAGAAUUCUGCACUGGCCCUUCAAGAAGGCAGUUACAGGUUCUUUGGACCCUUGACGGGUUUCUGUCCUCUGUCCUUCCUAAGCACAAAGACGGGAAUUCUUCCCAUUGCCUGUUUCUCUCCCCAUCUCGGCUUCUACACAAUGCAAAGUGGCCCUCUAACUAGAGCCUGUGUUCAGUUUUGAAUACAUCAACCAAUUAUUUUGGGAGGAAAAGAAUCUUCCAGAGAAACGAAGUAUAGGUUGGAAUGGUUUAAUCAAGCCUGUGUUUAUUCAACAAAGUGUGCUUUGAAAUUUCAUUCGAAGUACUCAAGUGAAAAUUUCCCGUGGGUGUUAAACUUUAGUGAACAGACUCUCAUGUGGCUCCUAGUCUCAAGCCCACACCCCCACUUCAUCCUUUUACUCUUGGCUGAGUCCCACGGAGGCCGGUUAGGGAAUCCUGCAAGAUCAGCCCUUGACCCAAAUGGACGGACGGACGGCUGGAUAGACGGACAGAUGGCUGGCUGGCUGGGGAAUACUGUGCUUGUGUCAUUCAGAGACAAGCAUUCCUUGAGCGCCUUCUGUGGGGGGCUCGGCUGGGUCCUGCUGAUGGUGCAGUGGUGUAAGCCCAGCCCACGGUUCCUGCCCUCAUGGAAUGUGCAGCCUAGUGAGGACUGCAAGUCACAUAACCACGAGGUAACUGCAGGGGGAGACACCGGGGUGAUUUCUAUGAAGAGAGGACAUGGGGUGCCCCGAGAGCCCCUGACAGAGGGAACUUUGUGGUCCUAGAAACCAGGUGACGUUUUCCUAAGGAAAUGGCAUUUCCCUCUGGGUCAGAGCUGAGGAAGGUGCCUGUGUGUGUCCUGUGGCCGCUGUGACCCUGACCACACACCUGGGGCUGGAAAAUAAUCGUCACUCUCCCACAGCUCUGGAGGGCGGGAGCCAUGGGCUGAGGCCAGAGUGUGUGCUCCAGGAGAGUCCCUCGUGGCCCAUUCAGGUGUCCAGAGCCCCGGGCCUUGCACGCCUUGUUCCCUGGCACCGCCUCCUCCCAUGUGGGUGUGCAGCAUCCUACUCCAGGGCCUCUGCACCCCUCAUCUGCCGAUGCAGGUGGUGGCACUUAGGGCCCACCUGGGUAGUCCUCAGGAUUCACCUUUAUCACCGCAUGAGGGAACAUUCCCAGGUUCCAGGCAUUAGGACCGGGAUUCCUUUGGGGGCUGCUCUCCCGCCCACCACUGUGCCUGAAUAUGAUGCACAUAGCGGCCAGCAUAUGCAGAGGCCCCAGGAGGACCUGGGGUGGCUGGAGCUAGAGCCGGACCUGGUGUCAGAAGUGGGCGGGGCCAGGGAUUCCAGAGAAAGGCUUAACGUGUACUUGAAGUGAGCAAAGGGUUUUGAAUGAACCAAGAACUGGAUCAGAUUUAUGCUUUUUAUAUAGAUGGGUCUCCAGUCUGUGUGAACAGAUUGGAGGGGGCCAGGGUGGGAGCUGAGGCCCAGGCAGAGGCUUUGCAGAGUGCCAGGAGAGGGCGCUGUAGCCCGGACUGAAGUGUGGGUGGGAAGGCGGCAGAUGCAUUUCUCUGCUGUUUUUCUCCCUGCUGAGCUUGGGUCCUCGUGGAGGGCGGAUGGCAGACAUUUCACUCUGGGACCUCAUGCCUAUGCAUCCGAAAGACCCCCAGGCGCCUGGGUGUAAGAACCAUCAUCUGCCUUGGAGUAGAGUUUCUAUAAAUGUAACAUUCACCGAUGGAUGGAAGACGGCCACAACUCUAAAAUCACAGGGAGCUUUUCAGAAGAAAAUAGAAUAGCACAGCUGUUCCCAUGGACAAAGCUGGCAGGUGACAGCCCCCUAACUUCUCAGCUCACACCUAACGGUGUCCGUGUCUGGUGAAAGCUGCUUCAGCAGGGACAGUCGAAGAGCAGCAUGGAGUGAGCUGGCUUGUGGGGUCGUCUUUUCAGUCUCCUCCUAUGGGGCCUGGGAGAAGGGAGCGGCAGAUGGCCAGGUCCCCACCACAGGUCAUCGAGGUCACCUCCAGGUGGCUGACGGGGGGGGGCAUGUUCACAUCCACUCCGAGGCACAUCCCGGCUGCUGCACACCCUUCACCCCUGUGCGAUGCUGGGACUGCAUGCUGAGGCGCGGUGUGGGGCCUUGCUGCACUCACUGGUAGGGGAGCUCUGGGAUGGUGGGUGCACCCUGGCCCUGGGCUGGAGUGACUGAUCUCUUCUCUGACCAGACCUGCGACCGCAUCAAGCAGUCCGCCAGCGGAACCAAGCGGCGCGUGUUCAUCAAGACCAUGGGCGGCUACUGUGGCUACCUGGCCAACAUGGGGGGGAUCGCGGCCGGAGCCGAUGCCGCAUACAUUUUCGAAGAGCCCUUCGACAUUGAGGAUCUGCAGUCCAAUGUGGAGCACCUGACGGAGAAAAUAAAGACCACCAUCCAUAGGGGCCUUGUGCUCAGGGGUGGGGCACCUUCUCCAUUUGAUAGAAACUUUGGAACCAAAAUCUCUGCCAGAGCUAUGGAGUGGAUCACUGCAAAACUCAAGGAGGCCCAGGGCAGAGGAAAAACAUUGACCACCGAUGAUCCCGUUUGUGUGCUGGGAAUCAGCAAAAGAAAUGUUAUUUUUCAACCUGUGGCAGAGCUGAAGAACCAAAUGGAUUUUGAGCACAGGAUUCCCAAAGAACGGUGGUGGCUCAAGCUGCGGCCCCUCAUGAAGAUCCUGGCCAAGUACAAGGCCAGCUACAACGUGUGAGACUCAGGCCGGCUAGAGCACGUGCAGCCCUGGAGCCUCUGAUCCAGUCCCACCUGCACGUGCCUGCAACCUGGACUCACCGUGGACCAUCUGUUUUUGUAAUACUUAAGUUAUUGAUCAGCACUUUAUGCAGGUAUUGACAUUAAAACCUAAUCAGUGAGCACCUGUCACCGCCCGUGUGCCCCACCAGCUCCAGUGCGUGCUGUCUGUGGACUGUCUCAUGCUUUCAGAUGUGCGUAUUAAACAUUUGCCUACAACUCCAAGUAGGGUGGCUACUAAGGGUUUUCUCAGCAGUUUUGUGGGCAAAGAUUAUCAAAAUAUUUUUAUAGGGAUCACUGAACUAUGCGCAAGUCAUAAAAGGAGAACAAAGCUAGUAGUUUACACAGGCCAAGGGGAAUGCCAUGUUUACUUACUGUUACAUAUUUGUCACGUGUCAGUUUCCAUCCAGAGCAGCAGGCCAGGACCCUGGGCCUGGACCCCAGGCUCCUGCUCUCCUUAGAAAGUAAAAGAGAACACAUGAAUCUUA
This is a messenger RNA of Macaca mulatta (Rhesus monkey), 5355 nucleotides long. The record is from RefSeq and is a predicted model, not a curated record. Lineage: Eukaryota; Metazoa; Chordata; Mammalia; Primates; Cercopithecidae.